Microthlaspi erraticum is the source of this 1350-nucleotide messenger RNA. The record is from the annotation of a GenBank genome assembly. NCBI's taxonomy places the organism in Eukaryota, Viridiplantae, Streptophyta, Magnoliopsida, Brassicales, Brassicaceae.
AUGGCGGAGCAAACGAAGAAGCGAUACAUUACAAACGAGGAUCUGAAAAAGCACAACCAACCCGGAGAUAUAUGGAUCUCGAUUCAAGGCAAAGUCUACGACGUUUCCCACUGGGUUAAAUCUCAUCCCGGAGGCGAAGAAGCGAUCAUCAACCUCGCCGGUCAAGACGUCACCGACGCCUUCAUCGCUUACCACCCCGGAACCGCAUGGCACCACCUCGAGAAGCUCCAUAACGGUUACCACGUGAAGGACCACCACGUGUCCGAAGUGUCACGUGACUACCGGCGAUUAGCCGCUGAGUUAUCGAAACGCGGACUCUUCGACAAAAAAGAACACGUGACUCUCUACACCCUCACGUGCGUCGGAGUCAUGCUCGCAGCGGUCUUCUACGGCGUCGUUGCGUGCACCAGCGUCUGGGCCCACUUAAUCUCCGCCGUAUUCCUCGGUCUCCUCUGGAUCCAGAGCGCUUACGUCGGCCACGACUCCGGCCACUACAACGUCGCAACCAACAAACCGUGUAACAAAAUCAUCCAGCUUCUCUCCGGCAACUGCCUCACCGGAAUCUCAAUCGCGUGGUGGAAAUGGACGCACAACGCUCACCACAUCGCCUGUAACAGCCUCGAUCACGAUCCAGAUCUCCAACACAUCCCAGUCUUCGCCGUCUCCGCCAAAUUCUUCAAAUCGAUGACGUCACGCUUCUACGGCCGGAAACUGACAUUCGAUCCUCUGGCUCGAUUCUUAGUCAGCUACCAACACUGGUCGUUUUAUCCGGUGAUGUGCGUCGGAAGAAUCAAUCUCUUCAUCCAAACAUUCCUAUUGCUGUUCUCUAACCGUCACGUCCCCGAUCGAGCCUUGAACAUCGCCGGAAUUCUCGUUUUCUGGACAUGGUUCCCUCUGCUGGUAUCAUUUCUACCAAAUUGGCAAGAGAGGGUCGUUUUCGUGUUCGUGAGCUUCGCCGUCACGGCGAUUCAACACGUCCAAUUCUGUCUAAACCAUUUCGCGGCCGACGUUUACACCGGUCCGCCAAACGGAAACGAUUGGUUCGAGAAGCAAACCGCCGGUACGCUUGACAUAUCGUGCAGAUCGCAUAUGGAUUGGUUCUUCGGUGGGUUGCAGUUUCAGCUGGAGCAUCAUCUGUUCCCUCGGCUGCCGCGUUGCCAUCUCCGGGGAGUUUCGCCGGUAGUUCAGGAGCUUUGUAAGAAGCAUAAUCUCCCGUACAGGAGUCUUUCGUGGUGGGAGGCUAAUGUGUGGACGAUUAGGACUUUGAGGAAUGCGGCGAUGCAAGCUAGAGAUUUGACUAAUCCUGUUGUGAAGAAUUUGCUUUGGGAAGCUGUGAACACUCAUGGCUAA